This is a messenger RNA of Aspergillus bombycis, 2457 nucleotides long. RefSeq names its product putative MFS transporter. Gene Ontology annotation, biological process: transmembrane transport. NCBI's taxonomy places the organism in Eukaryota, Fungi, Ascomycota, Eurotiomycetes, Eurotiales, Aspergillaceae. Gene Ontology annotation, molecular function: transmembrane transporter activity; oxidoreductase activity, acting on NAD(P)H. Bases 1 to 2457 code for a protein of 818 amino acids. The record is from RefSeq and is a predicted model, not a curated record. The transcript has 6 exons.
AUGAAGUUAAUAAGAAAACGUCAGCAGGUCAUGACAUUACCACGUGGUGUUGGUCGACCGAGUGACCUGCAGAUCGACUCUACAGGAUCAAUAUCGCAUGGCAACCAGCCAAUGAAUGAAAUGGAAGAUAUUGACUCGGCUGAAACCAAACCCCGCGCGGAAGAUCAGAUUGAAGAGACAAAUAUGAACAACAGCGAACUGUAUCCGGUCCAAAAAGAGACUGACGCGAAAGAUGACGCUCCCUACUGUUCUCUUUCCGAGCGCAGAAAGAUCUCGGUGAUGCUGAUAGCAUCGUUCUCUGGCAUAAUAUCCCCAAUAUCCGCCAGUAUCUAUUAUCCAGCCCUCCCCUCCCUUGCAAAUGACAUGCAUGUCUCUAUCUCCUUGAUUAACUUAACCAUCACGACAUAUCUGAUACUACAAGGAAUUUCGCCCUCUUUCACCGGAUCCUUUUCGGACGUCUAUGGACGACGGAUCGCCUACAUGUUCUGUUUCACCACAUACAUCGGGGCAAAUAUUGGCCUUGCAUUACAGUCCGAUUACGCAGCGUUAAUGGUCCUGCGAUGUGUCCAGGCGGCUGGUAGCAGCGGAACAAUCGCCAUCGGAAGCGCCGUGGUUGCAGAUAUAUCGACACGAGCCGAGCGAGGCAGAUACAUCGCAUAUGCGACUAUGGGGACGACAUUGGGACCGGCCGUGGGACCCGUCAUUGGAGGUCUCCUGGAUCAUUUUCUCGGCUGGAGAUGGGUCUUUUGGUUUCUUGUCAUCUUGGGUGGCUUCAAUUUUGCCCUCAUACUCGUGACAUGUCCGGAGACGUGCCGUGCAGUGGUGGGAAAUGGCUCAAUACCCCCUGCCAAAUGGAAUCGGCCUUUGUGGGCGACGCUGAAAGAAUCACUAAGACCCCGGAGUUAUAACGUAGAAAGGAGGAUCGACUACGAAACUUUAGAAAAGAGCAAAACGCGCCCGAACCCACUGACAUCAGUGCGUAUCGCUCUGGAAAAGGAGGGUGGUCUGAUUCUCAUCUACGGCGCACUGCUAUAUGCCGGUUACAUGAUCAUUCUGAGCACCCUGACCUCGCAGCUGGAGAGCGAGUACGGAUUCAAUUCCAUCCAGGUGGGAUUAUGCUACUUACCGCUAGGAGUCGGAAGUCUGACAUCCCGUUGGUCCGCAGGGCCUCUGCUGGAUUGGAAUUUCAAACGGGAAGCCAAGCUCCAAAAUCUACCCAUUGUCAAGAAUCGCCAACAGGACAUCCGAGACUUUGAUAUUGAAAAAACCCGUACGCUGAUCGUCGAUAUUCAUCGCCAAAGUGCGGCAACUGCCGUGGCUGCGAACAACUUGUUUCGCUGCUUGCUUGCAGCUGGUGCGACGGCGUUUGCGACACCCCUGAUCGAUCGUAUUAGCAUUGGCUGGACGACUACGUUCAUUCUACCUAAUUUAUUCUUAUUGUACCUCCUGAUCAUGUCUUUGAAUCGAGCGGCCUACCUCCUUGCGGCCCGUAAGACUCCCCUCGAAGUCCGAGAGGCACCUUAUCCCUCGCCGGACCCCGGUACUAUUGUUGUGAGGAACCAUGCCGUCGCGAUCAAUCCGAUCGACUGGAAGCUACAGAACUUCGAGAUUCUCCCCCUAAAAUAUCCUUUUAUACUGGGUGUGGAUGUUGCGGGCGAGGUCAUCGCGGUCGGCAGUGGGGUGACCAAUUUUACUCUAGGGCAGCGUGUCAUCGGGUGCGUCGUCCCCAACCCCUUGGAGUCAUCCUACAACCAAACUAACAAGCAUUGCAGACACUGUAAGAACCUCGCAAACGGGGAUAAUCGAUACUCGGGCUUCCAGGACUUCACCGUCCUAUCGGCGACCCUAGCGGCACCUCUACCCCCAUCUAUCUCUUACGAGAAAGCAGUUGUCCUCCCUGUCUCAACGAUCUUGAUCUGGGGUGGUAGCUCCAGCGUUGGCAUCAGCGCCGUGCAGCUCGCCCAUGCCGCAGGGGUCGAGGUCAUCACGACCGCCAGCCCGCACAACCACGCGCUUCUCAGGGACCUAGGGGUUUCGCAAAUCUAUGACCACCGGAGCCCCACCGUGGUCGAUGACAUUGUUGCCGCGCUUGAAAACAAGCACGUUGUCGGGGCAUACGACUGUAUAUCGGAGGACCAGACCCAGCGGGCCUGUGCGGAGAUUCUCGAAAGAAGCAAGGCCGCCCGCAAGGUUCUCGUGUAUACAAAUGAUGUUGUAACCCCAGAGGGGCUGCCGUCUUCGGUCACUGUCAGGGGUAUCUUCUGUCUUACGGUGGAGAACAACGAGGUGGGCCCUGCCGUGUGGGCGAAUUAUCUGCCCAAAGCGCUGGAAUGCGGCCACUUCAAGCCUAUGCCGGAGCCUUUGGUCGUCGGUACUGGGUUGGAGCAUAUACAGACGGCUAUAGAGAGAAAUUUGGCUGGAUUGAGUGCGGCUAAGGCUGUUGUCAAGCUAUUUUAG